AUUCCGCACCCCCAUUGAUUCGCGUCAUCUGCCAACCUUGUCCACCACAGCACACACGGCCACGGGCACCACGAACUCCGCCCACCACCUCUCCACAUCCCAUUCCACUCGCAGCGCAUGUCCAACCCGCUCCUGCACGCGCACGCGCGCACGCUCGCCACCUACCGCGCGGCGCUCACAACGGCGCAAGCGCAAACGGCCGAGCUCCAAAACCACCUCGCGGACCUUCAAGCCCUACUCGCGGAGUCCCGACAGUCCGAGGACCUAUGGCAGCGGCAAUGUGCAGCGCUCGACCGAUACACGCGCGUGCAGACGCUCGAGCUUGCGGCUGCCAAAAGGGUCGCCCGCGAGACCGGACAGGAACUCGCGCGUGUUAGGGUUGAGCUCGAGGAUUUGAGGAGGGGGGUUAAGAGGGUGCGCAGGGUUCCGCCGGUCUUGGGGGUGGGAGUGAGGGAUGGGGGGGUCCAGAUGGGUGGGCAAGGGGAGGGGGAUGAGGGGGUGGAUGGGGAGGGGGACGGGGAGAUGGGCCAGCAGGUCGUGAGAGAGUGGGUUGAGGCGACGGGAGUGCUGCCCGAGGCCGUUAAGUGCGACUGUCCUACUGCGAAGGCGGUUAGGGGGUUGUUUGAGGAGAGGGUUAGGAGGAGAGAUAGAGCGAGGGCGGGGGAGGCUCCGAGGGAUGUGCCCAGGCAGUAUGUACCUCCGGUGCCUGGGUUGCAGACUGGCGAGAGGGAGAGGAGACGUGAGUUGCGGGAGAAGUUGAGGGCUACUAGAGAGAAGCUUGGAGAGCGGCGGGUGAGGGCGGUGGACCGGGACCGGGACCGGGACAGGGACAGGGAAUUCCAUGCCAGGCGCGGGAAUAGUACUUUUGAAGACGGAGGGACUGUGACGUUUGAGGUCUGAGGUUUGAGCACGGCGGAGGAUAAUUGCUUUUGGCUGGAGUUACUUGUCUUGACGAUACCUGUCUUUCUGGGUUCUUUUUCAUUCUGCGUAUGGGAACAUCGUCUUUAACAGCAGUCUUAUCCGGUGAAUGAAUGUCGCUGCCCCUCAAUGGUUGGUAUGGGAUCAUCGUUUCGAGUGAGCGAGAGAGAGAGCACCAAUUAAUUAUCGCAUACGGCCU
Tricharina praecox is the source of this 1117-nucleotide messenger RNA. RefSeq lists its product as uncharacterized. The record is from RefSeq and is a predicted model, not a curated record. Bases 118 to 900 code for a protein of 260 amino acids. Lineage: Eukaryota; Fungi; Ascomycota; Pezizomycetes; Pezizales; Pyronemataceae. The transcript has a single exon.